Oryzias melastigma (Indian medaka) is the source of this 5189-nucleotide messenger RNA. RefSeq names its product E3 ubiquitin-protein ligase MARCHF6. Bases 453 to 3020 code for a protein of 855 amino acids. The record is from RefSeq and is a predicted model, not a curated record. Lineage: Eukaryota; Metazoa; Chordata; Actinopteri; Beloniformes; Adrianichthyidae. Gene Ontology annotation, molecular function: zinc ion binding. The transcript is spliced from 26 exons. Gene Ontology annotation, cellular component: endoplasmic reticulum membrane.
UGACAAAUGUGAAUGUUGACGUUUUCUGACUUAUAUCAAUCGGAGAGGUAAACCUGAGAACCGUUAGCUAGGUUAGCAUUAGCUGGCCAGCUAACGGAGACUAGCUUACAGCGGUUAUAUGAGCCGCUAGCAUACCUGGCAACAUUAGGUUAUGGCUUUGAGGUUAAAAAUGGGAUGACACGAGUUGGGGCGGUUGGUUUGGAGGUUUUGGACAGAAACACACAUUUGGUUGAUGACUAUGCUGCCCCAAAUUACAAAGAUUAGCUGACAUUUGUCGAGUAUGUCGGUCAGAGGGAACCCAGGACAAGCCUCUCUACCAUCCUUGUGUUUGCACCGGCAGCAUCAAAUUUAUCCAUCAAGAGUGUUUACUGCAGUGGCUAAAGCAUAGUAGAAAAGAAUACUGUGAAUUAUGCAAGCACAGGUUUGCAUUUACACCAAUCUACUCUCCAGACAUGCCAUCCCGGUUGCCUGUCCAGGACAUCUUUGCAGGACUGGUCACCAGUAUCGGAACAGCCAUCAGAUACUGGUUUCACUACACACUGGUUGCCUUUGCUUGGCUAGGCGUAGUUCCUCUCACAGCAUGUCGUAUAUACAAAUGUUUAUUUACAGGCUCCGUGAGCUCACUUCUUACCCUGCCUUUAGAUAUGCUGUCAACACAGAACCUGCUUGCUGACUGCCUCCAGGGCUGUUUUGUGGUCACGUGCACACUGUGUGCCUUCAUCAGCCUCGUGUGGCUCCGAGAGCAGAUUGUCCAUGGCGGCGCCCCCCAGUGGUUAGAGCAGAUCCCACCCCCUCUGGUUCCGAACCAGCCGAACGGGCCCGCAGCGGCUAACGAGCAGGAUCCCGGUGCCAACGCGGCCGAUAACGGCCAGGCAGCUGCAGGAGAGCCGCCUCCCGCAGACCCAGACCCAGACGGACGGCCCGGCGACCCGCUCGCAGCCGGUAACCCCAGAGAAGAAGCUGAAGUGGACGAUGACGACGGAGAUGAUAACGGAGAAGAUGACGAUGACGAGGAAGAGGAGGAAGAUGGAAGGGAAGAGGACGGUGCUGAUGCCAACAAUGGAGGGCAAGAAGAUUUGAACUGGAAUGCAUUAGAGUGGGACCGAGCAGCAGAGGAGCUGACCUGGGAACGAAUGCUGGGACUGGAUGGCUCUUUAGUGUUCCUGGAGCAUGUCUUCUGGGUGGUUUCUCUCAACACACUCUUCAUCCUGGUAUUCGCGUUUUGUCCGUACCACAUUGGCCACUUCUCCGUGGUUGGACUGGGCUUUGAAGACUACAUCAAAGCUUCACAUUUUGACGGCCUCAUCACCACAAUACUGGGAUACAUCCUUCUGGCUGGAGCCCUGAUUGUCUGCCAUGCUCUGGCGUCAUUAGUGAAGUUCCAGCGGUCCAGACGCCUGCUGGGCGUCUGCUACAUUGUUGUGAAGGUUUCCUUGCUGGUUGUCAUGGAGAUAGGCUUGUUUCCACUCAUUUGUGGUUGGUGGCUGGACAUUUGUUCUCUGGAGAUGUUUGAUGCCACCCUUAAAGACAGAGAGCAGAGUUUCGACUCGGCUCCUGGUACCACCAUGUUCCUGCACUGGCUCGUUGGCAUGGUGUACGUCUUCUACUUCGCUUCCUUCAUCCUUUUACUCAGAGAGGUGCUCCGGCCCGGCGUUCUGUGGUUUUUGAGAAACCUAAACGAUCCAGACUUCAAUCCCGUGCAGGAGAUGAUCCACCUGCCCAUCUACCGCCACCUCCGCAGAUUUGUGCUCUCUGUGGUUGUGUUUGGCUCCAUUGUUCUGUUGAUGCUUUGGCUGCCAAUCAGAAUCAUCAAGCUGCUUUUCCCGGCCUUCCUUCCGUACAACGUGAUGCUGUACAGCGAUGCCCCCGUCAGUGAGCUGUCCCUGGAGCUGCUGCUGCUUCAGGUGGUCCUGCCGGCGCUGUUGGAGCAGGGCCACACUCGCCAGUGGCUCAAGCGCCUCGUCCAUGCCUGGACGUACACGGCCGGAUACGUGCUUGACCUUCACUCGUAUUUGCUGGGGGAGCACGAAGACGAGGAAAACCAACCAAACAACAUUCCUGAUCGCCACAACAACAAUCGGAUCCCCGGUUUGGGAGAAGGGCUCCACGCCGCUCACCAGGCCAUCUUACAGCAGGGAGGGCCCGUCGGUUUCCAGCCGUACCACCGGCCCCCCAACUUCCCCCUGAAGAUCGUUCUCCUUGUUGUCUUCAUGUGUGUGACUCUGUUACUAGCGAGUCUCAUCUGUCUCACACUGCCGGUGUUUGUGGGCCGCUGGUUGAUGUCUCUGUGGAUGGGCAGCGCGGUGGUCCAUGAGCUGUACACAGCAGCCAGCGGUCUGUACGUCUGCUGGCUGUCCAUCCGAGCGGCGACGGUGCUGCUGUCCUGGAUGCCUCAGGGCCGCACCGUCAUCAUGCUCAAAGUGCACGAGUGGACACUCAUGAUCGUCAAGACUGUUGUGGUCGCUGUGAUGCUCGCCGGGGUCAUUCCUUUGCUUCUGGGCCUGCUGUUUGAGCUGGUUGUUGUCGCUCCUCUCCGAGUUCCUCUGGACCAAACGCCUCUGUUCUACCCCUGGCAGGACUGGGCUUUGGGAGUUCUUCAUGCGAAAAUCAUCGCAGCCAUAACCCUGAUGGGCCCUCAGUGGUGGCUCAAAACUGUCAUCGAGCAGGUGUACGCUAACGGCAUCAGAAACAUCGACCUGCACUUCAUCGUGCGAAGGCUGGCCGCCCCGGUCAUUUGUGUGCUGCUGCUCUCCCUCUGUGUGCCGUACACCAUCUCUAAAGGCAUUACACCGCUGCUGGGAGUGCAGCCAGAGAUGCAGACGCUGGUGGAGAGGAGAAUCUAUCCGUUUCUGCUGAUGGUGGUCGUCCUGUUGGCCAUCCUGUCCUUUCAGAUCCGCCAGUUCAAACGCCUCUAUGAACACAUCAAAAACGAUAAAUACCUGGUCGGGCAGCGGCUGGUCAACUAUGAGAGGAAGGCGGGCCGGAGCACAUCUACGCCUCCUUUCAACCCCCCUUCAUAAGACUGCUGCCAGAUCGGGAAUGAAGACAAUUUAGUUUCACCUCGUUUGUUUUAGUCUUUUUUUUUUACUUCUGGAAUCAUCUUAAAUAGAAGACAUUUACUGAAGUUUUAACUGGAAAGAUUUGACCUGUGACGAACAGAAGAACAAACCUAUGAAUAUACUUCCUGUUUAGCAAGCCUUUUUCCUCUCAGCCCAGCUGAUACUCAACGUUUUGUUUAAUGAAGGUUUGGUAACAGUCAGGUAAGCUAAAUUAGCUUGAACCUCCGACUGAGCUUCUUUGUAGUGAAGUGUUGUUUUAUUGUUUUGCAGCUGUUCAUUUUGGAGGAAAUGCUUCACAGUCGUGUCCUCAUUGCUGAGUUUUUUACUUUCAAAGAUAGUCUGGUGUCGAGGGCAGACGCUUCACGUUGCAGUGUGGUUAGAUUCUUGUCCUUUGAUAAAAUACAUUUUUUUAGAUACGUUUUCAUUUUUUUAUGUUGUAGGAGUGAGUUGGAAUUUAGUCAUUUCAAAAAAUUGUUUUCUUUUUUAAUUCUUGUUUUUGAAAGUUUUAGCAGCAUCUCAGACUUAUGAUUGGUUCCUGGUUGUAAAAAAAAAAAGAAAAAAAAAAAAAAAAAGAUUUUUUUUUUUUCCCCACAGGUCCAGGAUACAUUGUUUGUAAAAAAGGAGAAGAAACCCAAAUUGAGAUGCGACAGAACAGCCAGAGGGCCAAUGAGCUGUCAGAGUUAACCACUAGUACAAAAAUCCACACUACUGUCAUGUAGUUUUCUUCUUUCUGGCUUGUGUCGUUUGAUUGCUGAAUUUGCCUGUGGAUUUUUUUUUCGGCAGGCGUCACACUCAUAGGAAUGAAACUUAAUGACCGAUUCAAGCUUUUGUGUGAGCUUGAUGUACAAACAAACUAUGCGACCUCAGAAAUGUUCACACACUUACGAUGUAUAAAUGUUUACUCAGAACAAAUCCAGUGACUCUUUCGCUGUUCAAGUUCAUUGUGUGCAAUCUAGCAGUCAUGAGGCAGCACUUCUGAAGCUAGAAAACACCAAUCUGUUAAUUAUUGGACUAACUUCCUGAUUUUUUUUCCCUAGGGUAAAGCUGUCAUUGUCUUCCAGACUUAGUUUGCUGAAGCAUUAGCUGUUGAUCAUUUCCUCACGUUUGUCAUUUAAGUUGCUUCUUCCUCGCUGUCUUAGUCAACCAGUUCUGAAGUAUGCUCUACCACUCGCAUGAUAACUGCAUGCGUGUGUAUCGAACAAUAUUGUAAAUGAACUUGCUGUUACGCUGACUUCCAGAUGAGACAAUUAAUGCAACUGUCAACGUUUUUUUUUCUUUUUAGCCAAAAGACUGAAAACAAACUGACCUAAUUGGUAGAAAUACUGUCAGCAGCUCCGCUAAAGCUUUAACACCCUAACAGUUGUGUAUGUAAACAAAAUGUCCACAAUUAGGGAUUUCUGGAACUUCACUCUAUGUAUGUUUGUUCACUUCCAUGUCAUUAUUCCAACGUCAUCUUCUUCAAAAAGCACUAUUCGCAUGUUAACAUCUGCCAUCUUUCUAACGUGACUAGAUUGUCUGCUUAGCUCAGCUUCACUAAACCCAUGUUUAGAUAUGACCCCCAAAUAUAUAACUAGGACAACAUUCAACAAAACCUAAAACCCAACCACCUCCAAACUCUUGUAAAAACUGUUUUUUGGAUGUAUUAUAAAGUCCUACAAUACAAAACAUUGAUAAAGUUCAAUACUUUAGUUUAUUUUUUAUUUUUUGCACUUUAUUUCACAGGUGCAAUCUUUUCAAACUGUCAGAACCCAAAUAUCAUGGCAGCGUUUCUGUACUUAAAUGUUUCCCACUUUAAAACAAAACAAAAACUAGAGUGUUUGACAGCAGUGACUGUACAAUUCCAAUCUAGUUGGUAUUGAUUGUAGAUGUUUUUCACUUUGACAGCUGCAGGUUGUUUUGCUGAAUGCUCACAUUAAAUGCUAUGAAGUGACCUUUUAGUAUCUUGAAACAGCUCGACAGCUUAAGGAUUUUCAUGUUGAAUUUCAAUUUCUAAAAGAAAAUGACGUCUAUUUUUUUACAUGUACAAAUAAAAGAAGCUAGUGGGGUGUACUGUAACAUAGAAAUGUGAACUGAAAGUUCUAUUGAUUGUUGGUUCUGUCACAAAACAGUAAUAAACUGUUGUAAAUAUUC